CUCCAGUCAGGAGAAAGACAGAAACACUCAGCACAGCAUCCAAGAGCAUCCAAAGCAACGCUCUCCUGCCUUUUUACGCACACUAUCCACGGGAAAAAGCAGAUCAACCAACCAUGAUUAAGAAAAUGUCUCCGUCUGAGAGCGACUUCGACAUCCCAGCAAAGAACUGCUACAGGAUGGUGAUUUUGGGAUCCACCAAAGUUGGGAAAACGGCCAUCGUGUCCCGUUUCCUGAACGCCAAGUUUGACGAGCAGUACACCCCGACCAUCGAGGACUUUCACAGGAAACUGUACAGCAUCAAGGGGGACGUUUACCAGCUGGACAUACUGGAUACAUCCGGGAACCAUCCUUUCCCCGCCAUGAGGAGACUAUCCAUACUCACAGGUGAUGUGUUCAUCCUUGUCUUCAGCCUGGACAACCGCGACUCCUUCCAGGAGGUUCAGCGGCUCAAGAAGCAGAUAUUUGAGACCAAGUCAUGCCUGAAGAACAAAAUCAAGGAGCACAUCGACGUGCCCCUGGUGAUCUGCGGGAACAAAGGAGACCGGGAUUUUUACCGGGAGGUGCAGCAAGAGGAGAUCGAGCAGCUGGUGGCCGGGGACGAGAAGUGUGCAUACUUCGAGAUCUCAGCCAAGCGCAACGAGAACGUGGAUAAGAUGUUCCAGACUCUGUUCACUUUGGCCAAACUACCUCACGAAAUGAGCCCCGAUCUGCACCGGAAAGUGUCCGUGCAGUACUGCGACAUUCUGCGCAGCAAGUCACUUAAAAACAAGAAGAUGAAGGACGCUGGAGAAGCUUUUGGGAUGGUCAACCCGUGCGCGCGCAGACCCAGCGUGCACAGUGACCUCAUGUACAUUAAAGAGAAGGCGAUAGGAGGCGGGCAGGGCAAGGACAAAGAGAGGUGUGUGAUCAGUUAAGAGAUGUGAAGACACACACUUUUGACACAGAUAUUUUGAAAGCCGUGUGUGUGCGCGCUCACACUGACACGUGAGGUGUGGAGACGCCAGGCUGGCCGUGCGUAAUGACGCAGUGCCGUCUCCACGGACUUCAACUGGACAGUCUGCUUGAACUGCCCACAAAAAUGAACACAAACACUGUCCAUGAGACAUUUCUUGUUCUGUCAAUCAGAGCCCAAUGUGUGACGUGGCUUCACCUCGUGAGACUCGUGUUUUGUUGACGUCAUGCCUUGUACAGAUGCCAGAGAGGAGAAUCUUGGCUAUGGGGUGUUUUUGGAGAAGGAGAAAUAAUGUUGUUUACAUCUUAUCAUGCAUUUUAUAACGGCUAAGUAAACUUGAAUGUUUCAUUGCAAUCUGAGCUAUUUUAAAAAAUAGUGAAUGUAUAUUUAUUGUAAAUAUUUGCAGAGAAAAUCUCAAUAUAAUAAAAAAAAAACAUAAACUAAAA
This is a messenger RNA of Notothenia coriiceps (black rockcod), 1398 nucleotides long. RefSeq names its product dexamethasone-induced Ras-related protein 1-like. Gene Ontology annotation, biological process: signal transduction. The coding region runs from base 114 to 914 and encodes 266 amino acids. Gene Ontology annotation, molecular function: GTPase activity; GTP binding; G-protein beta-subunit binding. The transcript is spliced from 2 exons. NCBI's taxonomy places the organism in Eukaryota, Metazoa, Chordata, Actinopteri, Perciformes, Nototheniidae. The record is from RefSeq and is a predicted model, not a curated record.